Messenger RNA from Brassica rapa (field mustard), 3784 nucleotides. RefSeq lists its product as uncharacterized. The record is from RefSeq and is a predicted model, not a curated record. Lineage: Eukaryota; Viridiplantae; Streptophyta; Magnoliopsida; Brassicales; Brassicaceae.
CUACUUCGGUUCGGAUUUCGGUUCGGUUUUUUCGGAUCGGGUUCGGGUGCCACUUCGGAUAUCGGGUAAAGUGCCCACCCCUAAUAAAAAGUAACAGAACAUACAAUAAAUAAUAUUAGCUUUUAAGAUAAGAUCAAUAUAUAAAGAAUUAGUAUAUAAGUCAUAUAUCAUUUAGGUAAAAUUUAAUUAAUGUAUAUUAUAAGAAAAUAAAAAAGUAAAAAUAUGUUUAAAUCAAAGUUUUAAGAUUCGGUCCGGACAUUUGGGUGAACCAUAGAUCAAUAGUUCAAUUAAUUGUAAUAUAUGAUUAUAUAUAUAUCAAUUUAAAAAUACAAAAAGGUAUUUUGAAAAUAGUAAAGUUUUUAAAUAUAUUUUUGUUAUUUUUUUCAUUUUACAUAAAUACAAAAUAAUAAUUUAAACAAUUUUUUAUAGCAAGUUGGAGUUACAACAUAUAAUAGAAAUAUUAAAAUUAAAUAGUAUUUAAAUAUCUAAUGCAAACAUUAAAUUAACUUAAAUUUUUAAAUAACAACUUAUUAAAAAUUGGGUUACGUAUCAGUCAUCCAUCAGUUCAACUUAUUAACCUCAAGUCCUAAGCAGAUGUUUCGGUGAGUUUUAUAGAGUUUUUAAGUAAUAGAUAUCUAUUAAAAUCCAAACUGAAUUAUAUAUCGGAUCAUCGAAUUCACCGGUUCGUCUACUGAUCUAGUUUAACGUUGGAUAUAAAGGCGUUGAUUUAAACAGAAAAGAAUUCAUAAAAAUUAAUAAAAUAUUUGUAACGUUGGUAAUGAAAUAUUUAAUUAUAAAAUAUUUUGCGCGUUGUAAGCGUUUCAAAACGCGGAUUAAGAUCUAGUAGACAAUUAAGAGAGGAGAAUCUCUGUGCUCAAAAGCACACUUUCUAAUAUCAUAACUCCUAAAUUUGUUCAUUAAAAUCGUUAGAACAAAGAGACUACAAUCAUGUAAACUUCUUCUUUCUCUGGUCGACACGGAAAAUUACAAGAAACAAAAAGUCAUCGUAAGCCAUUUGCUUUGAGAAUGAAUCAAUUUUCGCAGAUCCUCUAGUCCUUUAAAUAACAAGAACAUAACUAGCAAACUGUAUAUAUAUAUAUAUAUAUAUAUUGCAUAUGAAGCUAGAAUUUGCGAAGACGUGUUCAUAUAUAUGGUCGGAUUUAGCCAAUACAGGUUGCACUAAACGUUUCCAGAUUUUACCAAGAAUCAUUACACACAUGUAUUGUAAACAAAUAGCAUGCAUAUAUUUGUUAUGAUCUUUUUAAAUGCAUAAAUGAGAAGCUUACAGGUUUGGUUGUAAGUGAAAAAAAUACUUAUUCAGGUAUGAAAUACAUUAAAACGGUUUGACAUAUCACAAACUUUAGCUACGGAUUUGAGUCUUUGCAAAUGUAUUAGAUUAUCUUAAAUCAAAAUCGACAUAAACAUAAGUUUGGGUUUGGGUCAAAAAAAAUGUAUGUGGUAAAGUUACUUAUAAGGAUUUUUGAGAAUUGGACCAAAAAAAUUGCAGUUGAAAAGCCAAGACAUUCACCGAAACGUCUUCAAAGCCAGGCUUAAUGAAAAUUUCAUAAAUGAAAUUAAACUGAUAUCAACUUAAAAUCGAUGGAACACGAAGUUAAUGUGAAAUAAGUUUCAAGACUGACAAUUUACAGUUUCAGCUAAUCUCUAACAUAUAUAUAGAUGUUCAUGCACUUUUCCCUCUUAUAACACCACAGAUAAACUAGAAGCAAUAAUGAAGACCUCCAAGAGCUCCGUUGUCUUCUUCCUAGUCGUUCUUUCCAUUUCUGUUAUCUCCUUAGCCAAGCACAGCCCUCUGGAAGCUUGCAUAAGAAGUAACAUUGCCCGGUCACUCUCUCCUCCUUCAAAAACAUCUAAUUUCGAGGUGUCAGACGAAUUGUGCAGAGAUGAGGCACGAGCCAUCAUGUACUACUUGAGACUUAACAAAGAGUUCCCACCAUACUACGUCCAGGCGUUGUGCAAUAUAUUUGGAGAUGAUGAAAAGAAAGUGAAGGUAUACGUUACUAAGACAUGGUUGAAUCAUUCCAAGAAGCUCUUCAAUAGCUUAACAUGCAUGAGAAGAACCACCCUGGUAACCAAGAUUAAGAGCCCUGUGGAAGAUUGCAUACGAAGAAAAAUUGCUCUAUCACUCUCUCCUUCGCCUUCCCACACAUCUCAUUUCGAUGUUAUGAAAGACCAGUUAUGCAGAGACGAGACACGCAUUAUUAUGUUCUUCUUGAAAAUGAACGGGAAGUUCCCAACUUACUAUGUUGAGGCUUUGUGCAAUAUAUUUGGAGGCGACGACAAGAAAGUGAAAAAUUACGUUGUGAUGAAAUGGUUGGAUCAUUCAGAGAAGCUCAUCAAUAGCUUAACUUGUGUUUCUUGAUAAAAGAUAAUAUAGUUUUGAUGGAUCAAAACAAUUCAAAAAAUUAAAUAGGAAAAAACAAUUAACUGCUUUUCUUCACUACAGUUUUAAAAACCGGAUUGAAUGAUGAACCAAUAAAACAUAUGACUCCGGGUCCAACAUUGUAUUAAAUGCUCAAAAACAAAAUACUGAUGAUCAAUGAUUUUUUUCAUUCCAUUAAUGUCUUCCAACUUAUUAUUUUCUAAAUCUAUUUUUUUUGUUAUGAAUAUUGUGAUGUCGAUUAUAGAAAUUCUUGUUCAUCAAGAUUUACUUGUACUUGGUUUCCAAGCUAAACCUUCAUAUUAUAUCUCUAUAUAAUGAGUUCAUUUUUCAUGGAAUAAAACACAUCAAUUCUUUUUCUUCUCUUCUUAUUUACAACAUGAUAUCAACACGAAGCUCUAGCGAUCUUGAGUUAAUAGAUAUAAACUUUUAUUCUUGAUAUAUUUUUAGUUUAUGUUCAAUUCUUCUUCAAAUCAUGCUUAUUAUCAAUUCAUGGUUUGUAAGAGUGGAUUCAUAAUUCAUACGCAUACUUAAUUGAUUGAGUUAAUAAGUUCUUAGUCGACCAUAUUGAUUCGACCUUAUUUCAAAGAAUGAAAAUCAUUGUAUCUGAUGAGAUCGUAUCGACGUUAUAAGCUAAACUCAAUCUCGCUAAUUAUGUUUGAAUACGUUUGAGUAAUUGCUUCAUUACGGCUGCAAUUUGUCAUCAUACGCUAUUGUUCUUACAUAUGGAUUCAUAUUUUUAUUGUUAUUUUAUAUAGCUGCGUAUAGUCAUAACCAAUAGCUAUCUUAAAUAUUUUAUUGAAUAUAGCUGCAUGUUCAUAUCGUUUGUUUUUACUUGACACCAUGAUUAUUUCUCAACGUUUUGCAUCUAGUUUGCUUUAUAUAUUGGUUAUAAUUUACGGCUGUAAAGACAUAAUUGGUUAACUCAUUUUUCCCCUUUUUUGACGGAUGAAUAUAAUUUAAAAAAGCAUAUUGUUCAAUGUUUUUAAUGCUUAACAAGUGGUAUGUCAUCGAGUCAUAUGUUUGAUGGUUUAAUUUUAUAUAUGGCUGCAUCACAUAUUAUUAUUAUCUAUAUUAUUAAAGUUGAAGUACACAUUGAGAUUGUUUAGCAAUAUGGGUAGUAGUUAAAAAAAUAGUAUUGUUUGGACACAUGGAUAGCAGUAAAUUAGGAAAAAAAAUAAUGGGCUUAUGCUACUAAAACAAUUUGAAGUCCAUUACAAUAUAUUGGGUCUAUGUUACUUGAUAUAUAUAUUCAAAUAAAUAAUAAUUUAAAAUUAAUUUAUAUCAAAAAUUCAUUCAAAAAUAUACAUAUAUUCAAAAUUUGAUUUUUACUAACAUAUUUUCCAAUAACUAUUAUACAACUGUUUUCAAUAUAUAUAAGAAAAA